Seriola aureovittata is the source of this 3053-nucleotide messenger RNA. RefSeq names its product BUB1 mitotic checkpoint serine/threonine kinase Ba (gene bub1ba). Gene Ontology annotation, molecular function: protein kinase activity. Gene Ontology annotation, biological process: mitotic spindle assembly checkpoint signaling; meiotic sister chromatid cohesion, centromeric. Bases 1351 to 2943 code for a protein of 530 amino acids. The transcript has 14 exons. The record is from RefSeq and is a predicted model, not a curated record. NCBI's taxonomy places the organism in Eukaryota, Metazoa, Chordata, Actinopteri, Carangiformes, Carangidae.
AUAUCUCCAUAUAUCCAGAGGAUGUAUAUAUAUGUGAUGAUAAUAUAGGUAUACGUCAUAUCACAUUCUCUGUGAGUUAUAACUAAAAAUCUUUUUCUUUGAAACAACAAAUGUUUCAGGACCUUUAUUUUACUUAUUAUUUGAUACUUAACACACUCAUUCAUUCAUUCAUUUUCUACCGCUUAUCCUCUAGUAGGGUCGCGGGAGAGGCGGGGUACACCCUGGACAGGUCGCCAGUCCAUCGCAGGGCAAACACAUAGAGACAGACAACCAUUCACACUCUCAAUUUAGAUUCUCCAAUUAGCCUAGUCCCCAGUUUGCAUGUCUCUGGGAGGAACCCGGAGAACCCGGAGAGAACCCACACUGGCAGGGGGAGAACAUGCAAACUCCACACAGAAAGAUCCCGUGUCCGAGCCGGGACUCGAACCCGGCACCCUCUUGCUGUGAGGCGACAGCGCUAACCACUGCACCACCGCGCCUACUUAACACAUAAUAACGAUAAUUAUGAGUGUUUUUAUUUUUUAAUGAUCUAAUAUAAACUUACACCAGGUUUAUUAUUUUCUUAAAAAAAAAAAUUAGAUUCUGAGCUCUGAAUAUAAUCUGAGUGUAUUUAUCUGUGUUCUUCUUUAUUUAUUUAUUAUCACCAAUUAUAAGAAUCUGUCGUUUCUCAUGUUGUUGAACCUUAUUUCAGCCAUCGAACAAAACACCCAGAGACUUCUGGACCAGGGAACAUGGUUCUGGUUUUAGGACUGAGUCCUGCUGCCCUCACACUCCAUUAUUCAUGUUUGCUGGAUCAGGACUCUGCUGGACCAGGACUCUGCAGGACCAGGUCUCUGCUGGAUCAGGACUCUGCUGGAUCAAGACUCUGCUGGACCAGGACUCUGCAGGACCAGGUCUCUGCUGGAUCAGGACUCUGCUGGAUCAAGACUCUGCUGGACCAGGACUCUGCAGGACCAGGUGUCUGCUGGAUCAGGACUCUGCUGGACCAAGACUCUGCAGGUCCAGGACUCUCCAGCAUCAGGACUCUGCUGGACCAGAACAGCUCUGAACACACACACACGCACGCAAACACACACACGCACGCAAACACACACACACGCACACACAGUAGAGGUGUAGUGUAACCGAGUGUAACACUGUCCCUGUGCAGUUCACACUCCCACCAGCGGGGACGCUGCGACGACGGAAAUGACGUAUGAAUCGUUCUCAUGAAAUCGUCCAAUCAGAGCACGCGCAUAAAAUUUAAACCGCGCAGCUCUGACGGCGGCUCCGUUUGAACCCGUAUAAACAUUUGUCAACUACAAGACUGAGUGCUGAGCUCUGAUUGGUCCGUUCCGUCCAGGUGCAGUCAUGGCAGAGGGGUCAGUGAUGCAGGUGGGACCGUCCGUGGACUCACACACAGCCGAUCAGAGUGGGACACACCUGAGCGGAAGGAUGGGGCUUCAGGAGGAGGGCGGAGCCAGCCAGUGGAGUGCGUACUGCAACAAGCUGCUGAUGAGAGGAGGAGAGGAGUUCAGCUUCGAGGAGCUCCGAGCCCAGAGAUACUUUCAGCAGAGGCAGGGGGAGAUGGACGAGAGACUGAAACAUCUGAGGGAGGUGAAGGAGCAGCUGAGUGUCGAGCUGGAGGAGAAGAUGAGACUGUUACUGCUGAGGACCUCACAACAACAGGUGCUUCCUGAAGCCCAACCCUCUCAGAGCAGAGACUCAGGUCCAGCCGCAGCCCCCUCCUUCCAGAUCUAUGAUGAGUCCCUGUCUGCUGCUGCACGGCCUGCUGGGACGUCUGAGCUGCAGGACGACGUCUUCCUCCGUCCUGACGAGAAAGGACUGUGUCUGAAGGUCCACUGUCCCCGACCAGAUGAUCACAGAGGGACGCCUGAAGACCUCCAGACUCUGGACUCCUGUCCCCGCUCCGUCCCUCAGAAACCAGUCUCCAAAGUCACAAAGAACCUGAGUCCCAUACAGGAGACCAGUGUGGAGGCCAACUCCCUGACCUCAGUGGACCAGGACCAGGACCAGGACCAGGACGCUCCAUCACCUGGACCUGUUGGAGGCGCCUUGGAUCCCUGUGACCCGGACGUUCGGCGGCGGCUGUUGGACCGCUGUGAUGUCACUUCCUCUCCUGGUUUUCACUCUGAAUCCCGGCCCCUCCCUCCUGUGUGCGGCUGUCUGCAGCUUGAUGGUGAAGUGUAUCGUAUCUACUCCAGAGUGGUGGAUGGAGGGACUUUCUCCAUCUAUAGUGGAGCUACAGAAGAAGACUGUGUGUUAAUCAAGGUGGACAGCUGCUGCGUUCCCUGGGAUUUUCAUCAGUUUAAUCGCCUGAAGAAGAGCUCGGCCGCCGCCAGCCUCCCUCAGAUCAGCUGUUUCCUGUUCCUGGACGGAUGCAUCACUGUCUACACAUGUCCACCUGAUCACAUUUUCACCGAGCUCACAGAGUGUGUAUCCAGUGAUGACUCAGUGUGUCAUACAGCUGUUGUUCUGCUGCAGCUGGUGUCUCAGCUUCACUCCUGCAGAGUGCUCCAUGCAGCGCUGCAGCCGAGACUCCUCACCUGUUCUCACAGAGGUCUGAUGUGUCCUGACUGGGUCUUCCCGUUGGACUGGUCUUCCUCUGUGGACCUGGACCUCCAGGACGUCACGUCGGUCCAGCAGCUGCCGUCAGCUCACACUUACAUCAGUAUGGGUCUCCUGGAGCCGACCGCCCCCCCACAGCUGGUGGACCUAGUGGGCCUGGCUGAAACUGUCCACCUCCUCCUGACCAACAGCAGGAUGGUCCUGGUGAAAGACGACGGCGGCUGGAUGGUGGAGCGGUUCAGUGGAGACGAUACCUGCGACAUGUUCUCCAGGAUGUGGAAGAUGUUUUUCCGGUCACUGCUGAACGCCGGCGGUCGCUCCUCGUUGUCCGUCCUGUCGGAGCUGAAGGAGCAGCUGUCAACACUUCACCACUGAAACAUCAGCUGUUCAUUGUGUCUGCUGUUGAUCUUUAUAUCUGUGUUUAUAUCUGUUAUAUCUAUAUCUGUGUUUCAUGUCUAACUAAAUAAAAAAGUUGUUUUAUAGUA